Cyprinodon tularosa is the source of this 2902-nucleotide messenger RNA. RefSeq names its product SWI/SNF related, matrix associated, actin dependent regulator of chromatin, subfamily d, member 1 (gene smarcd1). NCBI's taxonomy places the organism in Eukaryota, Metazoa, Chordata, Actinopteri, Cyprinodontiformes, Cyprinodontidae. Gene Ontology annotation, cellular component: SWI/SNF complex; nucleus. The coding region runs from base 1 to 1548 and encodes 515 amino acids. The record is from RefSeq and is a predicted model, not a curated record. The transcript has 13 exons. Gene Ontology annotation, biological process: regulation of transcription by RNA polymerase II.
AUGGCGGCCAGAGGGGGGUUUCAGUCAGCACCGUCUGCUGGUGGUGGUGGAGCAAUGGGACCUGGGCCACCGGUACCGGGUGCAGCGCCAGGUAUGGGACCCGGGACUCCCUCUGGAAGAAUGGGACCGACGUCAGGCGCACAGAACCACAUGUACCGCUCUCCGAUGCCCGGGCCUGGGUACCCGAGACCAGGCAUGCCUCCAUCCAGCCGUAUGACCCCGCAGGGCCCCGCCAUGGGCCCACCGGGGUACGGCGGCAGCCCCGUGUCUCGCCCUGGGAUGCCCGGCGUCAUGGACCCGUCUCGAAAGAGACCGGCCCCUCAGCAGAUUCAGCAGGUUCAGCAACAGCAGAACCGUAACCAGCACACAAAGAAGAAGAAGAUGGCUGAUAAAAUUCUACCUCAAAGGAUACGAGAACUCGUCCCAGAGUCUCAAGCUUACAUGGAUCUUCUGGCUUUUGAGAGGAAGCUGGAUCAGACCAUCAUGCGCAAAAGGCUCGACAUCCAGGAGGCCCUUAAAAGGCCCAUAAAGCAAAAGAGGAAGCUCCGGAUUUUUAUAUCCAACACCUUCAACCCUGCAAAGCCGGAUGCUGAGGACGGAGAGGGCACAGUUGCAUCAUGGGAGCUACGAGUUGAAGGGCGGCUAUUGGAAGAUACUGCUGUGUCCAAAUAUGAAGCUACCAAGCAGAAAAGAAAGUUCUCCUCCUUUUUCAAAUCUCUUGUGAUUGAAUUGGACAAAGAUCUGUAUGGACCAGACAACCACCUCGUUGAAUGGCACAGGACUCCAACCACCCAGGAGACGGAUGGUUUCCAGGUGAAGAGGCCCGGCGAUGUGGGAGUUCGAUGCACCGUCCUGCUCAUGCUUGACUACCAGCCCCCUCAGUUCAAGCUGGACCCCCGACUGGCCCGCAUGUUGGGCAUCCACACUCAGACCAGACCUGUCAUCAUUCAGGCCUUGUGGCAGUACGUCAAAACACACAAACUUCAAGAUCCACAUGAGCGCGAGUUCAUUAACUGCGACAAAUACCUCCAGCAAAUUUUUGAAACUCAGAGGAUGAAGUUUUCUGAAAUCCCACAGCGCUUGCAUGCUCUGCUGAUGCCUCCAGAACCAAUCAUCAUCAACCAUGUGAUCAGCGUGGAUCCCAACGAUCAGAAGAAGACUGCUUGCUACGACAUUGAUGUGGAGGUGGAUGACACGCUGAAGACCCAGAUGAACUCAUUCCUGCUCUCCACAGCCAGUCAGCAGGAAAUUGCAGGAUUGGAUAACAAGAUCCAUGAAACUAUUGAGACCAUCAACCAGCUGAAAACCCAGAGGGAGUUCAUGUUGAGUUUUGCCAGGGAUCCUCAGGGCUUCAUCAACGACUGGCUUCAGUCCCAGUGCAGAGACUUCAAGACCAUGACUGAUGUUGUGGGAAACCCAGAAGAAGAGCGGAGAGCAGAGUUCUACUAUCAGCCGUGGGCUCAGGAGGCAGUGUGUCGCUACUUCUACUCCAAGGUCCAGCAGCGGCGACAGGAGCUGGAGCAGGCGCUUGGAAUCAGGAACACUUGAAGAGGUUUUUCCUGCAGAAUCAAACCGUGAGGAUGAAGAUGAGCUGAGAUGUCCAGUUGGAGUUGAUUAAUGUGUGCGCUAGGUGCGAACUGAAGUCCCUGUAUUUUUCACCAAAACUUUGCGAGAAUGGAUAUGAAAUGACUUUACUGUUAAAUAGGAUGUCACUUUUUCUGUUUCUUCACGCAGUUUAACAGAAAUUAUGUUGGAUUCCGUUUUAGUUAUAUUUUUUUCAUAUCACAUUUCUUUCUGCUGCUUAGUUAGUUUAAACACAUUCCUUUUAUUUUAGUACGCUGACACAAAUACAGAGAGAUGUCAGAUUGUCCUUGAAAAUGUUAAAUGUAAGCUUUCCCUGAAACAACAACAAAUGUUGAGCCUGCUGUUGCUCUUUUGUUCUAUUGUGUUGAGACUAAAGUGACAUUUUGCGCUCCUAACCGGCCUUCAGGUGCUCGCCCGUGGAGGUAAAUAUUGAUUGUGAUCGUGUUUGUGAUCAGUUGGGCUUCUUUGCUGCAUAUUUACUGUUUGUGCCACUUGGAUUUAGCUGUCGGUUUGUUUCGACAGCCCCACACUCUGUAUGCGGGGUUGUUUUCAGCUCAGUGAGUCGUGGCAGAACAUACACUGUUGCAGCACAGUGGUUAUUUUUUUUUCUUAAUGUUUCCAUUUGAUAUGAAGUUUAGUCCUUUUUUUGUUUCUAUUAGUGAUCCUUGUUUUAACUAAAUAUGUAUUACAUCCAUAUUUGUCUUGUUAGGUAGUAAAGGUAAUCAUCAAAGUAGCUAGUACUGGUACCUCUAGUCUAUAUAGUUUUGUAAAUACUGAGCAAAAAUAAAAACUUCAGAUGGAUUAGAAGUUAACCUCUAUCUUUUUCUUAAGUUUUUGUCUACUGAUUGUUGCCACAGUAUUUAUAUUGAUUGGAAAUGCUGUCAGUGCAGUGAUUUGGUUCCUCAUUGGGUGCUCACAUGUAAUGAUCCACCUUUCUGUGAAGCAUCUUGUUUUAAGAAUGGCCGCCAUUUAAAUUGGGGUAAAUUCAAACUUCUGCCUUAUAAAGUUAUCCAUAUUUUAUUCAAGUUAAGAGAGAUCAUGGCGGAGGGUGAUGAGAAGCAGUUAGCUGCUGCUUCCUACAGGCGACCUUCUGGUCAUUUUUCCGUCUCCCGCAGGUUAAGAAUUUUGACCAAUGGGUUUUAUUAACUCGAAGAAUACACUAACGUGGGUUUGGGGUUGUGUGAGAGUUGGAGAACCUCUGAGAUGUAAAACACUGAAUGGACUGAUGUAGACUUAUGUGAAUCUGCAGACUUUUUCUCAUGGACCAAACCUAUUUUCUGUAUGCCCCUAUGUUAUAAUAAAUGAUAUGUAAAAAGUC